Messenger RNA from Ahaetulla prasina, 2625 nucleotides. Its product is annotated as low-density lipoprotein receptor-related protein 1B-like. The coding region runs from base 1 to 2625 and encodes 874 amino acids. Gene Ontology annotation, molecular function: protein binding; calcium ion binding. Lineage: Eukaryota; Metazoa; Chordata; Lepidosauria; Squamata; Colubridae. The record is from RefSeq and is a predicted model, not a curated record. The transcript is spliced from 16 exons.
AUGAGUGGGGAAAAAUGCAACAGAUUAAUAUGUCCAAUCACUUUACAAGACAAGGACUUUGAAAGGGAAUGCAAUCUUGGUCCUGAAAAAAUAGAAUUCAAGUGUCCCCUGAAUCACAUCAAAUGUAUUGGCUCAAACAGAUGUAUUCACAUGUCUCAACUCUGCAAUGGCGUUUAUGAUUGUCCUGAUGAAUAUGAUGAAGGAGUGCACUGUCGAGAAUUGCUACCCAAAUGUGAACAAAUGCAGUGCCAAUACAAGUGUGCCAUAUCCAUGAACGAAACUAGAUGUUAUUGUGAGGAAGGAUAUGAAGUUGGCAGAGAUGGAAAAACCUGCCAAGAUUUUAAUGAAUGUAAUUUGUAUGGACUCUGUAGCCAAACAUGUCAAAAUACUGAUGGAUCAUACGUAUGCAGCUGUGUGGAAGGAUAUCUCCUUCAACCAAACAAAAAGUCUUGCAAAGUGAAAAAAGAACCUAAUGAUCUUCCACCUCUACUGUUGAUUGCAAACUCGGACACUAUUGAUGUCCUAUACGUAAAUGGAACCAGAACAUCCACCUUUGGAUUUUUGAGAGGAAGUGGAAUUCAGACGCUGGAUUAUAUACACAAUAAGAACACACUCUGUUGGAUGGAAUCAAGAGAAUCUUCAACUCAGUUAAAAUGCGUUGAGACAUCAAAAACUGGAAAGCUGACUGACGAAUGGAUAAUUAGCAGCAUUCCUAAUCUUCAUAAUAUACGGCAUAUGGCAGUUGACUGGCUCACGGGCAACUUCUACUUUGUGGAUCAUACCAGUGACACAAUCUUCGUAUGCAACUUCAAUGGAACUGUGUGUGUUACCCUGAUUGAUCUUGAUCUUCAUAAUCCCAUGGCAGUUGCUGUGGAUCCCACUUUGGGAAAGCUCUUCUUCACAGACUAUGGAAAUGUCGCUAAAAUUGAGAGAUGUAAUAUGGAUGGCAUGAACAGAACAAGGAUAGUAAUAUCUAAAAUAGAGCAGCCAACUGCUCUUACACUUGACCUUGUCAGCAAAUAUGUUUACUGGGUAGAUGACUAUCUUGACUUUAUAGGAGUGGUUGACUACCAAGGACAUAACAGGCAAACUAUAAUUGAAGGCCAACUGGUUACGCAUCUAUAUAGUUUAGCAGUAUUUGAAGACUAUUUGUAUGCAACAAAUUCAGACAACUUCAGUGUCAUACAAAUUAACAGAUUUAACAGCAGAGAUACAAAGUUCUUAAUGAGACUUGAAAAUGCUAAAGAUAUCCUUGUUUACCACAAGAGAAUACAGCCAACAGUAAGAAGCCAUGCGUGUGAACUAGAUCAGCAUGGAAGGCCAGGUAGAUGUUCACACAUCUGUUUGCUUAGCAGCAGUUAUAAAAGCAGGACUUGUCGCUGCCGGAUGGGCUUUGUCUUGGGAAGUGAUGGCAGAACAUGCAAAAGACUAAAGAAUGAAUUGUUCCUGUUUUAUGGGAAAGGACGUCCAGGCAUCAUACAAGGAAUGGAUCUAAAUACCAAAAUAGCUGAUGAACAUAUGAUCCCUAUAGAAAAUUUGGUCAAUCCUCGAGCUUUGGAUUAUCAUGCUGAAACCAAUUACAUAUACUUUGCAGACACUACCAGUUUCUUGAUAGGACGUCAAAAAGUUGAUGGCUCUGGCCGUGAAACAAUCCUGAAGGAUGACCUCGAUAAUGUAGAAGGCAUUGCAAUAGACUGGAUUGGAAAUAAUUUGUUUUGGACAAAUGAUGGUUACAGGAAAACAAUUAAUGUUGCCAGGCUAGAGAAAGCUUCUCAGAGUCGUAAAACUCUACUGGAAGGUGGCAUGUCUCACCCACGAGGAAUUGUGGUGGAUCCGGUUAAUGGUUGGAUGUAUUGGACAGAUUGGGAAGAAGAUGAAAUAGAUGAUAGUAUGGGAAGAAUUGAGAAAGCAUGGAUGGAUGGUAACAACCGUCAAAUAUUUGUGACACUAAAGAUGUUGUGGCCAAAUGGAUUAACUCUGGAUUAUCAAAAUAAUAUAUUGUACUGGUGUGAUGCCUAUUAUGAUCAUAUUGAAAGAAUAUAUCUCAAUGGAAGUGACCGCAAGGUGGUCUACAGUGGAAAAGAAUUGAAUCAUCCAUUUGGACUAUCACAUCAUAGAAAUUAUAUUUUCUGGACAGAUUAUAUGAAUGGUUCUAUUUUCCAACUGGAUUUGAUAUCUAGAAAUGUGACUCUUCUGAAAAGUGAGAGAUCCCCUCUCUUUGGGUUGCAGAUUUAUGAUCCCCAGAAGCAACAAGGUGACAACGCAUGUCGUAUUAAUAAUGGAGGCUGCAGUACCCUGUGUUUAGUGAUACCUGGAGGCAGAAUGUGCGCUUGUGCUGAUAAUCAUCAUUUGGAGGAAAACAGUACAACCUGCAUGUUUAAUUCUGAAGAAGUAUUGCCUAAGCUAUGCAAAGUGGGUGAAUUUCAGUGCAGGAACAAGCGCUGCAUCCAAGAUGGCUGGCGAUGUGAUGGUGAUGAUGAUUGCCUGGAUGGCUCUGAUGAACAUUCAGACAUUUGUUCAUAUUCAGUGUCUGCUACUGAUAGCUCUGCUGCUACUAUAUUAUUGCACUACAAUUGGGAGUACACCUUGAUGGUUCUUUGGAGAACACGGCUUUUAUCUUCUUAG